Molecule: messenger RNA, 2106 nt
Organism: Ruditapes philippinarum (Manila clam)
Lineage: Eukaryota; Metazoa; Mollusca; Bivalvia; Venerida; Veneridae
Exons: 12
Coding region: 51-1547 (498 amino acids)
Source: RefSeq, a predicted model, not a curated record
AUUUAAAUAUAAAUUUAGGCGCUUUAUAAGGAAAAGGUCUGAAUUUCAAAAUGUUGACAACAUUUCUUGUAAACUAUGUUUCGAUUUUACUCGUCGUCUUGCCAUGCACAAUUUUGGGACAUAUUCGACUGACAUAUCCCGAAGCAAGAAAAUAUUCUUUGGAUUUUCUGAACAUGGUUCAAGCCCCGGCUCCUUGUGGGAUGCCAAAAGGACUCGGACCUAUAACUGAUUUAAAAACUGGGGAGACGAUAACUGUGACAUGGCAUCAACCCUUUGUGCAUGUGGGUGGAUUCAGUUUAAGUCUUCUAGAUGAAAAUGAAAAGACAAUUCAUAACUUUACAGACGGUUUUGUAAUGGAAAAUGAUCCUACAGCAUUAUGGUACAAUAUAACACUACCUGACACACCGUGCUAUAACUGUAGUAUACAAGUUCAGAGACAGGGCAAGGAGUUCCCGGGAACUGUUCCAUGUAACAACAAUAAAAUGCAGUUUUAUACAUGUGCUGAUGUGAAUAUCAAAAGCAAUGUCGAUUAUGACCGUUGCUCAUCUCACGGUACUUUUAUUGCCGGAUCUUGCCAGUGUGACAGGUUAUACACUGGUCAUAUUUGUCAAUAUAAAGAUGAGUGCAUUGAUGACGCAGACUGUAAAAAUGGCGGGAAAUGUGAGAUUGGCGUCUCGACAACCUACCCGAAAAAUCAUUGUUACUGUGCUUCCGGUUAUUUCGGGAGAACGUGUGAAAAACAAUCAUCAGUGACGUCACUUUCCAAUCUCGACAUGGAUGACUACACAAUGACGUCAGUAGCGAACUCUGAGUUUAAGAUUUACCACAGAAUACUUUUAAACUUCAAUGAGUUAGAAGUCAUGGCUAGAGUGAAGACAGUGUCCUGGGUAGGCGUCGGCUGGAAACCAACGAAUUUACUAAGUGGGUGUAAGAAUAUGCUCCCGUUGCUUCUUCCAUUCCCGGAUAAGCCAGAAGGUUCAUGUAACGAACAAUUCCCGGGCAACAGUUCUACAAGCGGUGUGCCGGUCACUGGCAUGGACUGUAUGGAUCUUGUGGUUGGUACGGCUAGGGGAAGUUAUUCACGCAUUGCCGAUUACUACACUCGCGAUCGAUCCGCGCCAAGGUUCGAUUCUUUCUAUGGCGGUGAAGACAGUCUAACAGCAGCUAUCGGAGACGAAGUGGAUGGUUACACUCGAAUUCUUUUCCGGCGCAAACUUCAAGCGUCAGACGUUGCUGACUAUGAUAUAACUAAUUCCACUAUGCACGUGAGUUGGGCACGUGGUCAGAAGGAGACUGCACGUGUGGACUAUCCGGGUACUUCGCCAUCAUUACCUUAUUACUACAACAAAGAUGACCUGAAGAAACAUGACAGAGAUGGCGCCACCUUCAUGAACAGGGGGUUCUUCAGGAUUAAUUUUUACGAUUGUGAUUCUGUAAACUGCAAAAAGUCGUCGUCUGCUGAUUCGUCAAAGUUAUCAUUGAUCAGGAACGUCUGGUGGUUCCUAGUAGUUUUGAUCCCAAUGGUUCCAUUUAUCUGGAGUAUCUAACGAUAGUGCUUGUAAAAGUGUGACGAAACUGUAUUACAGACGUUUCUAGAAUAGUUAUCUUUUUUAUUCGUCUAUAUCAAACGAUUUAUAAUAAAUAGAGGAUAUUCAAGUUUUUUCUCUUAAUACAGGAUUAACUUUCAUCGAGUGGUAUGAAAAGAAAUAGAUCAUGAAUGGCGGUAGCCACGAGUAAAAUAUGAUAAUUUUCAUACCACAAGAUGAAAUAUAUCCUGUAAAUAUAGAAAAAAAACUUUUUAUUUUGAAAGUACGAUUUGAAAGAAUUUCUGUUAAAUUUUGUGUACUGGCAGAAUUUGGAAAAAGAAGUUCGGCUAAGCACAAUGGAAAAUACGGAAAAUAUGUUUCACUGCAGUGAAAAAUAAAUGUUUACAGUGAAAAUUCGGAAAAUGAAAAUACGCAUUUUAUUUCAUCAAUAUUUCAUUUAAUAGUAUAUAAUUAAUAUUAUAUCUGAUGUAAGUAUAGCAAAUUGUUUCCAAUAUUUGAAAUAUUGUAUUUUACCAUGCUUGAAUGUAAAUAGUAUAUAUUAGAAAUAAAGAUUUUAUAU